AUGGACGCCACAGGUGAUAUCCCUCCAUGGAAAUUUAUAUAUUUAGAGGUUUCAAUGCUCCUCCCCUCAGUAGUAACAGGUGUACUUUUUUGGAAAUAUGGAUAUCCUAUGAUAGCAUUAUUAACGAUUUUACUAUUCUGCUAUCUUAUUGUGCCAGGAUUGUUAUUAUAUCUUGACAAAGUUUCUACUCAUGUUACAAGAUUAUCAUCAAGCUUUGCCAACAUUGCCUUGGAAAAAAGUGAAUAAAUAAAAAAGGGAUUGAUUUGGUUUGUUGCUUGUUUAGCAAUUUCCUUUUUAGCAUUCUUCAUUUCCCUCAGCUAUGUUCCCUUUUGGUCUUUUCAUACCAUCAACUUCUUCUACAUGGCCAAUACAGAAAUUAUAGUGAUCUCCGUGUUAAUGUUGUUGUUGGAUCCAUUUUUAGAGGAAUUCUUUUGGAGAGUCUUCUUACAGAGUGGUUUUGCAGGCGGGUUAACAUACUCAAACCCUAAAGAAUGGAUCAUCUGGAUAGUUGCCAUCCAUUAUGGAUUACUUUACGUCUUUAUUUUUGCAGUUGUCACAAGUAAAUUCUUGUAUGCAUUAUUCUGUGCUAUACCAUUCGUAAUUUUCAGUAGGAAAUUUGCAUUUAUUCGUGAUUAGGGUGUUUUAACAGCCAUUUUAGCACAUACUGGAUUUAACCUUGGAUUUGUAAUUGUUUUAAAUUUAUGGUAUUGGAAUAAUUGGGAAGUUCAUGGAUGGAAGCCAUAUGAAUUUUGAAAUAUAAUAAAAAAGUUCAUAUAAUAGAUAAUCAGUCUUUGA
This is a messenger RNA of Paramecium tetraurelia, 795 nucleotides long. RefSeq lists its product as uncharacterized. Gene Ontology annotation, biological process: CAAX-box protein processing. Gene Ontology annotation, molecular function: metalloendopeptidase activity. The transcript is spliced from 4 exons. Lineage: Eukaryota; Ciliophora; Oligohymenophorea; Peniculida; Parameciidae. Gene Ontology annotation, cellular component: membrane. The record is from RefSeq and is a predicted model, not a curated record.